AUGGGUGCAGCACAAUCCUCCCAAAAUGUUCAGGAGCAGGUCAUAACUCCCUCAGAACCCGGUACUUCUGUCCAAUUCUCUCCCUCCCUGAUAUCCCGUCUCUCUUCCCCAUCCGACUCAUCCUCCUCCUCAUCCAAUUCGGCAGAUGACAUAGUACGACGACGACUCGCAGCCGAGUCUGCCAAUCUCAGAUCUCAAGAAGCGGAGAUCUUAUCCAAGAUCAACGCCGCGUUGGAGAAGGAAAAUCUGGAUAAGGAGAAACCGGGUAUGAGCUCAGAGGUGUUGGGUAAGGAUAUUGAACAGAUCAGAGAGAAAGUGGAGAGAUUGAAAGAGAAGAAAUUGAAUACUUCAAAAGGAGUUAGGGAAGCUAGGGAACAAGUGGAGAAGUGUUAUUUGACCAAUCCCGAAAAACCACUUGAUUGUUGGAAACAGGUAGAAGCUUUCAAGUCAGAAGUUGCGAAACUUGAACAGGCAUUCGUAAAGUCCCUCCAAUAG
This is a messenger RNA of Kwoniella botswanensis, 495 nucleotides long. RefSeq lists its product as uncharacterized. Lineage: Eukaryota; Fungi; Basidiomycota; Tremellomycetes; Tremellales; Cryptococcaceae. The coding region runs from base 1 to 495 and encodes 164 amino acids. The transcript is spliced from 4 exons. The record is from RefSeq and is a predicted model, not a curated record.